GUUUCGUUAGCGAGAAGUCAAACGACUAUUUCGCAUAUUUUUUUUAAUGUUUUGAUGCUUUAACUGAAAAUCGACAAAGUUAACGUAAAUCUUGGAUUUAUUAGAAAUUUAUAAGAUAGAAAAGAUGUCUUCUCAGUCCCGAGUUAUAAAACUGGGCGAUCAAAGUACUUUUGUUCAAAUAUCAAACGGUAAAAUACUGCAAGAGAAUGGUCAGAAUGUUUAUUACGUCCUUGGAGAUGAACAAGUCGAGGAGAUUGAACAAAAUACUCAAGAAGAGACCGAAUAUGUAAUAAUGACAAAUCAACAAGGAGACAACGAAUCCUUAGCAUUACAGCAAUUAGAUGUUGCUGAAAAUUGUGUAGUUGAUUCAACAGAUACGAUACGAGUAAGCAUUCUACCUCCAGAGUGUCAUGUGCCCUCAUCCGAAAUUAUAUCGUUGGAAAACAAAGCUCAAGAAGAAAAGGAGGAGAAAGAAUCGAGUUCAUUUAAUACAGUUGCUGAAGAAGUUACAAUUGGAAGGAUUGGUACACCGUAUUCGUAUUCAAAGAAAAAAAUGCUGCAACCAGGUCCUACCGCAGUAUCAGAUGUAGAAAUUAUUACUUGCCCAACCGUAGCAGUAAAAACAGAAAGUAGAAUGGCAUUCGAAAGAAGUAAUAUACCCAUUCACGCACCAAAAUAUGUUUGGCAAUGUGAACAGUGUACUGCGUUAAUGGAAAACGAAGCAGAAUACAAGAAUCACAUAACAUCUUGCGACGAAAUGAUAGAAAUUAAUAACGAUACAAGGUUUAUAUGCCCAAGGUGCCAAAAUACAUUUAAACGAUUGCCAAGCCUACAUUUUCACCUUGAUCGAAUACAUUCUAUGAUCGUACAACAUCCUCAAACAAAUAAUGUCCCCGAAACAGACGAAAUGUCGUUUGAUAAUGGUCAAGAGGACGAAGACGUUGAUGAUGCUGAAUUAAGUGACGAAGACAAUAGUUAG
This is a messenger RNA of Dimorphilus gyrociliatus, 979 nucleotides long. The record is from the annotation of a GenBank genome assembly. NCBI's taxonomy places the organism in Eukaryota, Metazoa, Annelida, Polychaeta, Dinophilidae.